Messenger RNA from Coniosporium apollinis CBS 100218, 1359 nucleotides. RefSeq lists its product as uncharacterized. Bases 1 to 1359 code for a protein of 452 amino acids. The transcript has a single exon. Lineage: Eukaryota; Fungi; Ascomycota; Dothideomycetes. The record is from RefSeq and is a predicted model, not a curated record.
AUGUACAGCCGCAACGACCCGCGUCUCCGGCGGACUCUCAAUCAGCUGUCGCAGAACCUUGAGUCCGCAAACGAAACCGCCCAGGUCAACCUCUUUACCUUUUCGCGGAGAUACGUAAACCCUUGCUUCUCAUCGCUAGGGAACUGCUUCCACGCCUGCACCACGCCAUGUUUUCCCACACGCGAAGAACGAUUGCGCCGACAACGAGGCCGAUCGCGCGGCAGGGCUGAACAAAGUUUCGACUUCUAUGACGAUUGGGACGAGGACGAGAACGAAGGCCUGCUAGGCUGGGCAAAUGAGGGCAAUGACGAGCUGGACAGGCUGCUUGCUGGAACUGGCGGAUCCGCGCAGCCCGGCCGACAGCGAGCAAUGAGCUACGGCGCGCGAAGAGGGCGAAGGAAGAGCGCCGGCCCGCCGCACGAUGGGGAAGCGGAUCCGACCGUGAUUCCGAGUCAGUCCUACUUCGGCUUCUUGGGCAGGCUACCAUGGAAGAUUGGGGGCAAGGGAUUACGGUAUAAGCCUUCAGCGGCGGAUUUACAAGAGCACCCUGGCACAACACAGCGGACUGAGCUAGAGAAUCAGCCACUGACAGAGGAGGACGAGGAGGAAGAGCGCUUUGCCAGAACGCACAAACGAGUCAGAAGCCAGACGACGGGUUCGGGACACACUACAGAUUCUCUUAGUUCACGGGGUGACAUCUUCCCGAGCGAAGACGAGCUGGAUGACGCCAUUCCACUGGACGACGAAUUUGCGACGGUGCUCGAGCGGCGAACAACCGGUCUCGGGUCAGAUGAGAAUAGCAGUGGGAAAACACGCUCGGGCAAGAGACCGUCAGGCUCUCGUCCUUCAACGAGGACGCCAUCGUCGAGAAGCGCUCAAUCAGGACAGACGCCAGCCCCAAAGAUCACCCGAGGAAAUUCAGGUAUUGAGGAGGUUCCCACGCUGUCAGAGUUGAAGCAGGAGGAAGAGAGGGCACAGCGAGAAGAGGAACAAGAUGUAGAGCGAAAGCGUGAUGCGGCACGCAGGCUUGCCCUGGAGCGCGGGUUAAGCACCACUCGGCAAGCAGACUCACAUCCGCCUUCCGUGGAAAGCAAAGAAGAAACGGCAGAGGUCACCCCGCCUGUUGCUACCGUGCAAGUAGAAGAUCCGCAAACUCCAACCCCGCCAAGGACGGUUGCUCAAUCUGCUUCAGGACCGAUACCAUUUCCUGCUUUCGAUCCGUCGGCAACACCAGACAUCUCUCCAGACGUAGCUGAAGAUGAGACCAGCUCGCUACGAUCAGAGACGCCGGCUGAAACAUCGCACCCGCCGGCUUUCGUACCCGCUCAGCUACCAAGUUUCGCCGCCAAACCAGACUGA